This is a messenger RNA of Racocetra persica, 254 nucleotides long. The record is from the annotation of a GenBank genome assembly. Lineage: Eukaryota; Fungi; Glomeromycota; Glomeromycetes; Diversisporales; Gigasporaceae.
AAUUAGUGGAAAAGACUGUAAAAUGUCUAGCUAAGCCUGAAUGGAAUAAAAGAUUAAGAAAAAAGAAAUUAGUCAAUACUCAACAACAUGAAAUAGAUAAUGAAGCUCAAGUAAUGCAGGUUGAUCACGAAUAUGAAAAAGAUAAUCUACUCCUUUCAACUAAAAUUCGUCGUAAAAGAGGAUCAUCGAUUAUUGAUAAAUUGAAACUAUAUAAUGUGGCUAAAGAUAUUUUAUCAUUACCAGCAAGUGUCACA